UUCAUAUCAUAAUAUAUGUCGAUAAUGGAAGCUAGAUAUGAUAACAUGGUUCUUAAUUCAUUUGAUGGUCACAAGUUCCCGGUUACUACAAAUGAAAAUAGGUCUUCUAUGAUCGACGAAAUGGAUUUCUUUUCACGAAGUAGUACGGGUUCUUCCAAGGAUUUAUCGAACAUCAAUGUUAAAGAAGAGAAAGUACUACAUAAUGAGGAAGUUCAUCAAGAACUUCAACUUAACUUAAAUGUUGGUUCGAGUCUCAUGACAACAAAUAGAACUAGCUUCAAUGGCAAUAAUGGUGUAUCUUCACAUACAAAUAACCAAACUGCUCACAAGCUGGCUAGUUUACACUCCGAAUUGGAGAAGAUGAAGAGAGAAAACGAAGGUUUACGAUCCAUGGUUAGUCAAGUUAAAGAAAAAUACCUUUUCCUACAAAGGCAUGUCCAAGAAACCAUCGUAACCGGCGAAUUCAAAGAGAAUAUUAAGAUGACUAAUGUGGUGAAAGAGGACACACAACAAAGCUUGUUGGUUCCUAUGGAAUUCAAGAAUCCUAAUCACGUAACAAAGCUUGUAGUUGAUAGUAAAAAUAUGAUGAUGUUGCCUUCAAGUGUCGAUAGCCCGGUUAACAAAUUCGAUUCACCAAAGGAUAGCGACCGAGGAGUAGCUGAAGCAACGAUGAGAAGGGCUCGUGUGUCAGUCCGAGCUCGGUCAGAAGCAUCCAUGAUAUCAGAUGGUUGUCAAUGGAGGAAAUACGGGCAAAAGAUGGCAAAAGGGAAUCCAUGUCCUCGAGCUUAUUAUCGUUGCACCAUGGCCGCGGGUUGCCCAGUCCGCAAACAAGUACAAAGAUGUGCAGAAGAUAGGACGAUUUUAACCACGACAUACGAAGGCACACACAACCAUCCGUUGCCACAAGCCGCGAUGGCAAUGGCUUCCACCACCUCGGCCGCGGCCUCUAUGUUACUCUCUGGGUCCAUCUCAAGUGCCAAUCACCUCAACUACCAAUUCGCCGCCGGAUCCACACUUUCCUCUUGCCAUCCGAAUCUCACCACCACCCUCUCAUCCACAGCUCCAUUUCCUACAAUCACAUUAGACCUCACAAACCCUAAUCCGGCCGAAAACCACUUCCCAAGGCCGCAACCACCCUACUUUCCUUUUUCAACAAACAUGCCACAUCCUAAUAAUAAUAAUAUCAGUUUUCCCAAUAGACCAUUAGUUUUGGGGCAGUUUCCUAGUCAAGAGUACAAUAAUGCAACUAAGUUCUCGGACCUCCAUAGCUCGUCGGCGGACCAAGAGCUCAUCAUGAAUGCAGCUACGGCAGCUGUCACGUCGGAUCCGCAAUUCAUGGUUGCUUUAGCAACAGCCAUUGGCUCCAUUCUUGGGAAUGACAACCAUAAGAGUAGUAGUACCAGCGGCGGUAACAAUGUUAGCGAUAAUGAUAAUAAUUUCGAGAGAAAUUAGAGUUGCCAAAGACUGUACAUUUUGUGAAAAAGAAAAAGGAAGAUAUUGUAUCUUGUUUUGAGAUCGAAAUCAUGCAACUAUAAGUAAUUAAAAAUAUAUCCCUAUAUUGAUCAUA
Erigeron canadensis is the source of this 1567-nucleotide messenger RNA. RefSeq names its product probable WRKY transcription factor 31. Gene Ontology annotation, molecular function: DNA-binding transcription factor activity; sequence-specific DNA binding. The transcript is spliced from 6 exons. Gene Ontology annotation, biological process: regulation of DNA-templated transcription. The coding region runs from base 16 to 1452 and encodes 478 amino acids. NCBI's taxonomy places the organism in Eukaryota, Viridiplantae, Streptophyta, Magnoliopsida, Asterales, Asteraceae. The record is from RefSeq and is a predicted model, not a curated record.